AUGAUGACCGAUGCUGCGAAAGGAGGAGAGAUCGGGAUGGACGGCGUGACCCCGGCGGAGGCGUCCCCUGAGCCGGACCUGCUGUGUAUCUAUGGGACAGGGGACCUGGGUCGCUCCCUGGGCCAGCGCCUGCUCCAGACGGGCUACAGGGUGGUGUACGGCAGCCGCAGGCCCCGCAGCUGUGGGCCCUUACCCCGGGGAGCCCAGGUGCUGAGCCAUGCAGCGGCCGCCCAGUCAGCCGGUCUGGUCUUCAUUUGUGUUCACAGAGAACAUUACAACUUCCUGGAGAAUUUGGCUCCUCAUCUCCAGGGGAAGGUGCUGGUAGAUCUCAGUAACAACCUGAAGAAGGACAUAUACCCAGAGGCCAAUGCAGAGUACCUGCAGAGGCUGGUCCCCGGAGCUGCAGUAGUGAAGGGCCUGAACACGCUGUCUGCAUGGGCCCUGCUCAACGGACCGCUGGCCGGACGACAGGUGUACCUGUGCGGGGACGGUGCCGGGGCCAAGCAGGCGGUGGCGGAAGUGGCCACCAGGUUGGGCCUCGGCGUCCUGGACAGGGGCUCGCUGUCGGCGGCCAGGGAGCUGGAGGACUUCCCCCUGCAGCUGUUCCCCGAGUGGAGGCUGCCGCUACGCCUGGCCGUCGGCCUCACCGCCUUCUUCUUCUUCUACCUGCUCGUCAGGGACGUCGUCUACGCGUACGUGGAAGAGGGGAGGGACCUCUCCUACAGGAUCACGGUGUCCCUGGCCAACAAGCUAUUUCCCACCGUGUCGCUGAUCCUGCUGGCUCUGUGUUACCUGCCUGGUAUCCUGGCCGCCAUCCUUCAGCUCUACAGAGGGACCAAGUACAGGCGCUUCCCUGAUUGGCUGGACCGCUGGAUGUUGUGCAGGAAGCAGCUGGGUCUCCUGGCGCUGGGCUUCGCCUUUCUCCACGUCGUCUACUCAUUGAUCAUCCCCAUACGCUAUUCUGCCAAGCACAGACUGAUCUCACGGGUGGUGGAUGAGCUGAAAGACAAUAAGAGCACUCCCUUCGAUUUUGAUAAUACGAGGGCCUGGGGAACGGACUCUUUCUAUAUGCUGGGGAUCCUGGGUUUCUUUCUCUUCAUCCUCCUUGGGUUAACGUCCCUUCCCUCUGUGGGAGGCAUGCUCAGCUGGAGAGAGUUCACCUUCAUUCAGUCCAAGCUGGGCUACCUGACCCUCUUAAUAUGCACGUCCCAUGGUUACGUCUACGGCUGGAACAAGUUCCUCCGUCCCUCCGUCUACAAGUGGUGGACUCCUCCAGCCUACAUGCUGUGUCUGGUGGUGCCCUCUGUGGUUCUGGUGCUCAAGCUGCUGCUCCUCCUUCCCUGUGUGGACCACCGGUUGACCCGCAUCCGACAGGGCUGGGAGAGGACUGGGACCCGGGCCGAGAAGGACGAGAACAUCGCCACCCACUUCUGA
This is a messenger RNA of Lampris incognitus (smalleye Pacific opah), 1434 nucleotides long. RefSeq names its product metalloreductase STEAP4-like. Gene Ontology annotation, biological process: copper ion import. The coding region runs from base 1 to 1434 and encodes 477 amino acids. Lineage: Eukaryota; Metazoa; Chordata; Actinopteri; Lampriformes; Lampridae. Gene Ontology annotation, molecular function: cupric reductase (NADH) activity; ferric-chelate reductase (NADPH) activity. The record is from RefSeq and is a predicted model, not a curated record. The transcript is spliced from 9 exons. Gene Ontology annotation, cellular component: endosome; plasma membrane.